Coprinopsis cinerea okayama7#130 is the source of this 2855-nucleotide messenger RNA. Its product is annotated as coatomer subunit gamma. Lineage: Eukaryota; Fungi; Basidiomycota; Agaricomycetes; Agaricales; Psathyrellaceae. Bases 60 to 2855 code for a protein of 931 amino acids. Gene Ontology annotation, biological process: endoplasmic reticulum to Golgi vesicle-mediated transport; protein secretion; intra-Golgi vesicle-mediated transport. Gene Ontology annotation, molecular function: structural molecule activity. Gene Ontology annotation, cellular component: endoplasmic reticulum; endoplasmic reticulum-Golgi intermediate compartment; Golgi membrane. The record is from RefSeq and is a predicted model, not a curated record. The transcript has 11 exons.
AUCACCCAAAAGUCGGCCCCUGGCUUCCUCCUGUUGUCCUCGUUUCCUGCAUCGACGCGAUGGCAUUUGCCUCGAAAAAGGAGGAUGAGAGCGGGCUGAGCUCGUACUACAACAACAAGACUACGAUUAUCCAAGAGGCUCGCGUAUUCAACGAUACACCUGUCAGUGCUCGAAAAUGCAGGGCCCUACUUACGCGGAUCGUCUAUCUCUUGUACAUCGGAGAGACCUUUGGUACCCAAGAGGCGACCACCCUCUUCUUCGGCACCACCAAGCUCUUCCAGAACAAAGAUAGCGGACUCAGACAAGCAGUUUAUCUGGCCAUCAAGGAGCUCGCGACGACCGCUGAAGAUGUGAUCAUGGUAACGAGCAGUAUCAUGAAGGAUAUGCAAGCCAAUGCGGAGGUCAUUUAUCGUCCCAAUGCUAUCCGCGCCCUUGUCCGUAUUAUCGACCCCUCCAUGGCUCAAGGCGUCGAGCGAUUCUUCAAAGCUGCCAUAGUCGAUCGCAACCCGUCCAUCUCAUCCGCCGCGCUCGUCUCCGCCUACCACCUCUUCCCCUUUGCCAAGGACGUCGUCAAACGCUGGGUGAACGAAGCACAAGAAGCCGUCAAUGCCAAAUCUUCCUCUGGGUUCUUCGGUUCUGGCGGUGGUGGUGGCGGGUACUUGGGAUUCGGAGGGGGAAGCAGCCAGCCGAGCGGACACCAGGCGAUCCAGAGUACGAGCUAUGCGACGCAGUAUCACGCACUUGGGCUGCUGUAUUUGAUCAGGCAGCAAGAUCGGAUGGCGGUUACGAAGAUGAUUCAACAGCUUGGUGGAGGCAAGAGUGGGGCAGGGACAACGUUGAAGAAUCCGAUGGCGUUGUGUAUGCUCAUCAGGUUUGCGGCCAGGAUUAUUGAGGAUGAUCCCAACGUCCAGAGGCAGAUGAUUGAGAUGUUGGAGGGUUGGUUGCGACACAAGAGCGAUAUGGUCAACUUUGAAGCCGCCCGUGCCAUCGUCGAGUUGAAGCAUGUCCAGCCAUCGCAGUUGACCAAGCCCAUUGCUGUCCUCCAACUCUUCUUGUCAUCGCCCAAGCCUGUUCUCAAGUUUGCUGCGGCUCGAACACUUGCUGCCCUUGCCCUCACCUAUCCUCAAGCUGUUGCCGCAUGCAACGUCGAUCUUGAAGCUCUCAUCGCCGAUCCUAACAGGAGUGUGGCCACCUAUGCCAUCACCACCUUGCUCAAGACUGGUAACGAAGCCUCUGUUGACCGCCUCAUCAAACAAAUCACUGGCUUCAUGACCGAGAUUAGUGAUGAAUUCAAGGUCAUCAUUGUCGACGCUAUCCGAUCCCUCUGCCUCAAGUUCCCCACAAAAUACUCGUCGAUGCUUUCGUUCCUUUCCGGCGUCUUGCGGGAUGAAGGCGGUUAUGACUUCAAGCGCGCUGUGGUUGAGGCCAUGUUUGAUAUGAUCAAGUUCAUUACCGACAGCAAGGAGCAGGCAUUGUCGCAUCUCUGCGAGUUCAUUGAGGACUGCGAAUUCACCAAACUCUCUGUUCGAAUCCUGCACUUGCUUGGUGUGGAAGGCCCCAAGUCUCCUCAACCCGCCAAGUACAUUCGAUACAUCUACAACCGAGUCGUUUUGGAGAACGCGACUGUCCGUGCUGCCGCGGUGACCAGCUUGGCCAAGUUUGGUGUGAACUCUCCAGAGGAAAGCUUGAAGCGCAGUAUCACUGUCUUGUUGAGAAGAUGUCUGGACGAUGUUGAUGACGAAGUUCGGGAUCGUGCUGCACUUUACCUCAAGAUUUUCGAUCGCAAACCCUUGGCUGACGCGUAUGUUAAAGAAGAAUCUGUCUUCUCUCUGGCCGCCUUGGAAGCCAAGUUAGUCGCAUACGUGAAGGACCCUUCUGCUGCAUCCGAGCCUCUUGAUGUUUCGUCUGUGCCCAAGAUCAGCCGAGCCCAGGCUGCACAAGAAGCUGCCCGACCCAGCAGCCUCGAUACCAUUGGUGUUCCCGUUGCCAAGUCGGUGUCCCCUGCACCACAAGCACCCUCGGCAGCAGAGACACAGUCAGCGUACCUUCAACAACUUGCGGAGGUUCCAGAGUUUGCAUCGUAUGGCACCGUGCUCAACAGCAGUGCGACGCCGGCUCAACUCACAGAGAGCGAGACCGAAUAUCAAGUCACCUGCGUCAAGCACAUCUUCAAGGAACACGUUGUCUUCCAGUUCAAUGUGUCCAACACUCUUCCCGAUACCGUUCUCGAGCAGGUCUCUGUGAUCAUGACACCUUCGAGCGACGAGGACGAGACUCCGCUGGUGGAGGACUUCAUCAUUCCCCUGCCAUCUCUUUCAUCCACCAAUUCUCCAGGCAUCAUCUAUGUUUCCUUCACCCGAACAGAUCCCGAGACCUAUGCCCUCGGAUCGUUUGCUUGCACGCUCAAAUUCAUUAGCAAGGAGGUUGAUCCUGCAACCGGUGAGCCUGAGGAAGAGGGAUACGAGGACGAGUACCAGCUGGAGGAGGUCGAGCUCAGCGCUGGUGGAGACUAUAUCAUCCCCAGCUAUGCUACAUUUGGUUCGGAAUGGGAUCGUAUGCGGUCAGCACCGAGCCAGACGGAGACAUUCACUCUCUCUGCUAUGGAGAGUCUGAAAGCCGCUUGCGAUUCCAUCAUCGAAGUGCUCAAUAUGGAGCCUCUGGGAGGCACGGAAACGCCACAGUCGACGUCGGUGCAUACCCUUCAAUUGUCUGGACUGGCGACAGGAGGUGGUGGAAAGGUUUUGGCCCGUUGUCGCAUGACCUAUUCCAGGGGCGCUGGCGUUACUCUAGAGCUUUCGGUGCGGGCAGAGAAGCAAGAAGUGUGCGAUCUCGUGAUUGCCGCUGUUGGUGGUUAG